AUGCCGGUUGCUGGGAUUACCUCGCUCUUUGGCGUCUUAGGGCUGGCCUCGACUGUUGCUGCUCAUGGCUAUGUACAGGGCAUUGUUAUCGGGGAUGAAUUCUACACGGGUUAUCUCGUGGAUAAGUUCUCGUAUGAGUCGGACCCUCCAGCAGUAAUUGGAUGGACCACCACUGCCACAGACCUGGGCUUCGUCGACCCCACCCAAUACACUGAACCAGACAUCAUCUGUCACAGGAACGCCACUCCAGGAGCACUGUCGGCCUCCGUUGCUGCUGGCGGCACCGUCGAGCUCCAGUGGACUGUGUGGCCGGACAGCCACCACGGCCCUGUGAUUGAUUACCUGGCCAACUGCAACGGCAACUGCUCCACGGUCGACAAGACGACGCUGGAAUUCGUCAAGAUUGAUCAAGCCGGCCUGAUCGACGACACCGAUGUUCCCGGAACCUGGGCUUCGGACCAACUGAUUGCCAAUAACAACAGCUGGACUGUGACGAUUCCAACCUCCAUCGAGCCUGGCAACUACGUGCUACGCCAUGAAAUCAUUGCUCUCCACUCUGCCGGCAACGAGGACGGCGCGCAAAACUACCCUCAAUGCAUCAACUUGGAAAUCACGGGCUCUGGGACCGACAGUCCCUCGGGGACCGCGGGCGAAAGCCUCUACACCCCUACCGAUCCGGGUAUUCUGGUCAACAUCUAUGAAUCUCUGUCGACGUAUGAUAUUCCCGGACCGGCACUGUACGGUGCUACAUCGCCCGUUUCACCCAGCAGCUCUGCCGCUGUGGCCCACGCAGCUGCUACCACCGCAGCUACUACUAGUCCUGCUGCUGUGGUUUCGUCUCUUGCGCCUUCUUUAAGCAACCCAGCUGAUCCUACAACUCUGGUCACUAGGACUGCGCCUGCUCCAGGCAGCAGCACUCAGACUCCUAGGCCAGGCCAGGGUGGACACCAUAACAAUGAAGGAUGCCAGGCUUACAUUAUUCUACGCACGAUAUUCUCAGCGCGAUUCAAAAUGUUCAAGAAAAAGCCAACGAUCAAAACGCUCUCACCUCUUCGAUCCUCCGACCGACGCAAAAUCGCCGAUCAGAUCAUCAAAGACUACAAAAUCGCCAUCCCCGCAGCAGCUCCGGCAGAAGAAAACAACGACAACAACAACAAUGACGACACACCAGCGAAAGAAACAGCCAGCAAUCUGACGACGAUAAGAAACGCCAUUUUACCAGAAAACUCGCUCUCUGCUCGGUUCACUACCACGGCGGGUCCACAAUUGCGAGAAGUGCAGGGCACAGUCUAUGUCGGAUCGCAUCCCGAGUUUGCUGGCGAAGAGAGGAUUCUAUGGUUCAAGCUCGAGCAAGGGCCAGGCGCCGAUGGACGGAUUUAUCCGACUGUGUACUCGCUAUGGCAUAGCCCUCGUCUGGUGCCGUUAUUGUAUACCCCCGGAUUUGUCAUGGGCAAGCUCUUUGGAGGCGCCGAUUUGAUGACUCCCGGUCUGGCCAACGAUCCACCCUUUCCAAGCGGUGCAGUCAAGGGGUCGACAGUGGCAGUUUCGAGUUUGAACAGUCCGACAGUGCCGCAGUUUGUGGGUGUUUGUGAAAUUGAUGUUGCGUCGCUGGGCGAUGUUCAGGGAAGUAAAGGUCAUGCUGUCCGUGGCCUUCAUUGGGAAGGUGACGAGUUGUGGUCAUGGAGCUCGUCUUCAAGGCCGGGCCAGCCUGCGCCAGAGUUCCUCGAAGGAUGGGACGAGGAGACUCGAGACGUGGAAGAAGCUCUCGAGGAAUUGAAAUUGGAAAACAAAGGCGGAGAAGAAGGACAGACGGUUGAAGACGAGCCAGAGGAGCCUGAAAAGGAGCCAACAGUCAAAGAAAUCGAGGAAGCCUUUGUGAAAGCUUUUAUAUACUCGCUAUAUCGGCUGAAAAAAGAUAAUCCGCAUGCGCUAAACCACGGACUCGCACUCCCUAUCCAACCAUCAGCAUUAAUAUCUAGUCACGUCACACCACACCUCCCCGUCUACUCGACACAACAAGCCCAAUUCUUUCAAAUCAAGAGAACGAGCUGGAAAAAUGUCAAAAAAUUCAUCAAACACCUGGACAAAGAACGAUUGGUCAAGUCCAAGGAUCGAAAUGGCCAAGAGACGGUCAUUCUUGACGUUGAUUUCAACGACUACAGAAUAGCCCAGUUUAUUCCCUACAGACUACCUACCAGGAACAUUGUCGAAAGCUCCGGGAAAGCAGUAUCUAGCCAGAAAACAGCAGAUGAUGGCACCGAUCCAUCUGUUGGACAAACACUUACUGUGCAUGUCCUCUACAGGCCCACGCAGAAACUCACACCGACCCUUUUCCCUGCGCGUCAACCAUCAGACCCCAAAAUCUACUACAAAUACUCAGAAGUAUCGAGCCACUUGGAUCAAUAUUUGUCGUCUCAACACCCGCCGCUAGUCUCCCCGACCAACAAACGGAUCAUAAAACUGAACCCCUUUCUGGCAAAUACCAUAUACGCAUCGUCGUCAUCCUCCGGCGACGACCGAGCUGCCAUUGCGCGAGGAGAAGUGACACGAGACGGCCUCCUCAAGCGAAUUGUGUCAGACCAUUCUCUCGUCGCGCCAUAUCAUGCAAUCCUGAAAGCAGGACAAACCUUGGAAGAGAUCAAACCCAAAUCGGGGGCUCCGCCCAAAGUCACCGUGACGAUUGAGCGUCGGGGAUCCAACAAAACGGUCAGCAAGGUUUCCGGAAUCGAGGUGUUUGGGAUUAUUCCGUCUUUCUUGGCAGAAGAGCUGUCGAAGAAAUGCGCGUCGAGCACCAGUGUUACUCAAGCUACGGGUGCGGUCAAGGGGGUACUGGAGAUUCUCGUGCAGGGAGAUCAACGAAAAGCCAUUGAGACAGCUCUCGAACGGCGAGGAGUCAAGUCGCAGUGGGUGGAUGUGGUGGACAAGACAAAGAAGAAGAAAUAG
Talaromyces rugulosus is the source of this 2943-nucleotide messenger RNA. RefSeq lists its product as uncharacterized. Gene Ontology annotation, biological process: formation of translation preinitiation complex; translational initiation. NCBI's taxonomy places the organism in Eukaryota, Fungi, Ascomycota, Eurotiomycetes, Eurotiales, Trichocomaceae. Gene Ontology annotation, molecular function: translation initiation factor activity. The coding region runs from base 1 to 2943 and encodes 980 amino acids. The record is from RefSeq and is a predicted model, not a curated record. The transcript has 6 exons.